Messenger RNA from Xiphophorus maculatus (southern platyfish), 1721 nucleotides. RefSeq names its product opsin 3 (gene opn3). Gene Ontology annotation, molecular function: G protein-coupled receptor activity. The record is from RefSeq and is a predicted model, not a curated record. Gene Ontology annotation, cellular component: photoreceptor outer segment; membrane. Lineage: Eukaryota; Metazoa; Chordata; Actinopteri; Cyprinodontiformes; Poeciliidae. The transcript has 4 exons. Bases 122 to 1291 code for a protein of 389 amino acids. Gene Ontology annotation, biological process: visual perception; G protein-coupled receptor signaling pathway.
GAGCGCUCGCGCUGCUUGUCCGUUUGAAUGAGCGGCGCGCGCGCGGCUGCUCAGCGAGCGCACCUUGCCACUUGCCUCUCGUGCGCCUCACAAUGCUGGAAACCAAGUUUGCGUCCCCGCGAUGAAUCCGGCCAACGAGACCGAGAGAAGCGCGGACAGAUACCUGUUCGCGGCUGGAACCUACAAACUUCUGGCGGUCGCCAUCGGAACCAUCGGAGUGUUCGGGUUCUGCAACAACGUGGCGGUGAUUUUGCUCUACUGCAGGUUCAAGAGGCUCCGCACGCCCACCAAUCUGCUGCUGGUCAACAUAAGUUUGAGUGAUUUUCUGGUGUCGGUCAUCGGGAUAAACUUCACGUUUGCGUCGUGCGUCAAAGGCAGGUGGAUCUGGAGCCAGGCGACAUGCGUCUGGGACGGAUUCAGCAACAGCCUGUUCGGCAUCGUCUCCAUCAUGACUCUGGCGGCUCUGGCUUAUGAGCGCUACAUCCGGGUGGUGCACGCCCAGGUGGUGGACUUUCCCUGGGCAUGGCGGGCCAUCGCCCACAUCUGGCUGUACUCGCUGGCCUGGACGGGGGCGCCUCUGCUGGGCUGGAACCGCUACACGUUAGAGAUCCACCAGCUGGGCUGCUCCCUGGACUGGGCGUCCAAAGACCCGAACGACGCCUCCUUCAUCCUCUUCUUCCUCUUUGCGUGUUUCUUCGUGCCCGUUGGCAUCAUGGUCUACUGCUAUGGCAACAUCCUUUACACAGUGAGAAUGCUGCGUUCCCUCCAAGACCUGCAGACGGUCCAGAUCAUAAAGAUCCUGCGCUAUGAGAAGAAGGUGGCGGCCAUGUUCCUACUGAUGAUUUCCUGUUUCCUGGUGUGCUGGACGCCGUACGCCGUGGUUUCCAUGAUGGAGGCGUUCGGCAGGAAGGCCAUGGUCUCCCCCACCGUGGCCAUCAUCCCGUCUUUCUUCGCCAAGUCCAGCACAGCGUACAACCCCCUCAUCUACGUGUUCAUGAGUAGAAAGUUCCGGCGUUACUUCCUGCAGCUGCUCUGCUCCCGGCUCUUCCAUAAGAUCUCCUGGCUGCAGCAGAACCUCAAAGAGCGGCCGCUGACGCCCGCCGAGCGCCCCGUCCGCCCCAUCGUCGUCUCCAGCGCCUGCGACUCCAGGGACCGCCCCAAGAAGAGGGUCACCUUCAACUCCUCCUCCAUCGUCUUCAUCAUCACCAGCGACAACUUCCAGCAGUUCGAUGUCACCUCCAAGGCUGGAGAUUCCUCGCAGGUGAACGUCGUCCAAGUGAGGCCGCUGUGAUCUUUGACCUCUGGAUAAUGCCUUAUGACCAAACAUGCAGUUCCAAGCCAAACUAAUCCCGCCUGACCUCCACGGCUGUUUCUGUGUCUGAACGCAGCUCCAGACUUUUUACAACUGACUGUAAAUACCCAGCAACACCUAAACGAGUCGUAAAGAGGGGGACAUCCUCAUUAGACAUGGGCUUAGUGAUAUUAAGUAGGUAAUUGCAUAGUUGAUUAACUAGUUUAAUGUGAUGCAGUGUGUGGCAGAGAAGCUGGGUUUCCGUUACAAAUGAGCUCAAAACUUUGUCAACAUUCAACGCUAAUGCCGGAAAAACACAAUUUUGCAAUUGUGGUGUUUAAGUUAAACGACAUUAAAAUCACACCUGAAUAAGUUUGUUCAUGAGAAAAGUCACUAAAAAACAUGCUGCAUAGGCUUGUCGCAAUAAGUA